This is a messenger RNA of Clunio marinus, 201 nucleotides long. The record is from the annotation of a GenBank genome assembly. NCBI's taxonomy places the organism in Eukaryota, Metazoa, Arthropoda, Insecta, Diptera, Chironomidae.
AUGGACUGCGAAAAAAUUAAAAACCUCAAUGUAAUCGUCAUCGACAUUAGGGCCAGCACUGAAGAACACUCUAAAGGCAAUACAAACUGUCUUUACUUGCUCGACAGGUCACUUCAGUCCUAUGGAUUUUGGCGAAAAUUCUUUGAUUUACAUAUUUGUCUACAAGUAUUUGUAUGUUUAACGUUGAUACUUAAAGAAUAG